UUCGCCGCGCUCCCUUUUACUGUUGACGCGUGAAAUUUUAUUAUAACUUAUAAAAUAAUAAUUUCAAUAUUAAUAAUUAUACAUAUCAUAAUUUAUUCGUUCAGUGCAUCACUUAAGUUUAAUUUGUGUUAUUUUUUUUCUGCAGAGGGUAUUUUUAAAUUUCGAAAUGACGGUAGGGGUGCAGUCUAAUGAUUCCCAUCUGCUAUUGGAAGGAUCAGAUAUUACGUACAUGGAUAUGAUAGACGAAACUACAAGUUGUGGCGAGUCUCAGAUCCAGAAAUUCUACUCUGGUUCUACCAUAUUAGUUACAGGAGGCACUGGGUUUCUUGGAAAACUUCUCGUUGAGAAACUGCUCAGAUCAUGUCCAGAUAUAAAAAAGUUAUUCCUUUUGGCGAGACCAAAAAAGAAUAAAGACAUAUCGAAAAGACUUCAAGAACAAUUUGAAGAUGUCCUCUACGACAAGCUAAGGAAAGAGCGUCCUGGAUUCCUGAAGAAGAUAACAAUCGUAGAAGGAGACGUUGGUCAAAUUGGGCUUGGAAUGAAUGAAGAAGAUAGAAUGAAAGUUAUCAACGAGGUAGAAGUCAUUUUUCAUGGAGCAGCGACUGUGAGAUUUGACGAAGCUUUAAAAACCGCUGUAGAAAUUAAUGUUCGAGGCACCAGGGAGAUGUUACACUUGGCGAGAUCCUGCAGCAAGCUACGUGCCCUUGUUCAUGUAUCCACGGCAUACAGCAAUUGCCUGCAUAAUGAAAUCGAUGAAAAGUUCUACGAACGUUCUCUGCCUGGGGAAAAAUUAAUAGAUCUAGUUGAAACUAUGGACGAGAAGAUAAUCAAUAACAUCACACCUGGGUUACUCGGCGACUUCCCCAAUACAUACGCCUACACAAAAGCUGCCGCUGAAGAUAUUGUGUUGAAGCUCUCUAAAGGUCUACCGGUGGCACUGUUCAGACCAGCUAUAGUGAUUGGUACGGCAAAGGAACCUUUCCCUGGAUGGAUUGAUAACGUUUACGGUCCUACUGGCGCUGUGGUUGGAGCUGCAGUAGGUUUACUCCAUGUCCUCAACUGUAACCCCAAAGCAAUUGCAGACUUAGUCCCCGGUGAUAUGGUUGUGAAUAGCUGUAUUGUAACAGCAUGGAAGACUGCGAAGGAAUACCCUGGGAAUCAUGAAGAUGCUCCACCACCCGACUUACCCCCACCAGUUUAUAAUUACGUAUCAUCUGAACAAAACCCAUUGACUUGGGAGAAGUUCAUGAAAUACAAUGAAAUACAUGGCUUUGAAGUUCCACCGUUUGCUGCUGUCUACUUCUACUUGUUCCACCUAACUCCGUCCCGCUUUGUGUACACAUUGUACUGCAUCUUCCUCCAUUGGAUACCGGCCUACAUUGUAGAUGCUAUUGCUGUACUGAUUGGAAAGAAACCUAUGUUACGAAAAGCGUACACGAAAAUUGCAAAGUUUUCAGACGUCCUCUCCUACUUCGCUUUACGUCAAUGGAAAUUCUCAAACGCGAACAUACAAAGUUUGUAUAGCGACUUAUGCGAGGCCGACAAACAAAUGUUCGGCUUUGACAUGUCCUCUAUCAGUUGGAAUGAAUAUUUCUACAAUUACGUCCGUGGUGUUAGGAUCUUUCUUUUGAAAGACCCCAUGGAUACCGUACCAGCGAGUGUAAAGAAGCAUUAUAGACUCAAAAUAUUGCAUUACACGUUUUGCACUAUUUUGGGUUUGGGUUUAUUAAGGUUUUCAUGGAGUAUACUUAGUUUUUUUUAUGCGUUAGGUUAUAGAUGUUUCUGAUUAUUAUUUGAUAAAUAUCAGUUAUUGCGCUUUGUAAAUUUUAUAUAAUGACAUUAUGUCAGAAAGUACCUAUUGUUGGUGGUUAGAAAGAGAAAGAUAAAUCAUUGAUAUUUUUAGGCAAUGGCCAUGUAAUAUAUGAUGAAGGAAUUUGGGAUUAAAAAUCUUAUUAAAUAGAGUCUUCAGUAGCUUAUACUAUGGGUUAAUAAUUACGGAGGUUGUCUUUCUACCUUAUAAUUUAUAAAGAAAUCAUGGCUCGAAAUCAGGUAACAUUGGUCCAGCUAUUAAAAACUCCUAUAUCUUCCGAUUAUUGUUCCGACAUACCACUAGUAAGUUAUGCAUCGUGUAUCGGUCUAGUGCAUCCGCAAUUAUAGCCAUUGGUAAUUAAAUUUUUAAGUAAUUGAUUACAAUGUACAAUGAUAUAAUUGAUAUACCAAUUAGGACGCUCGAAUACUAUGACAACGGUAUGGGUACCUUUUUUACAUUAUUAAAUAUCGAAUAUUCAGUGUAUGUGAAUAUAAAAUUUCAGAAAGCUAAUUAUUUCAGUUUUACUACACAUACGAGUAUCAUGUAACAGAUGAUUAUGAUGUCCUUGGUUAUUUGUAUGUAGCUAGAUUAAUUCUGAAACUAGAAUAUUAUAACUCUAUUUUUCUAUUAUUAACCCCAAGUCCCUGAAGAUCCAAAUGAGAAACGAACACUGGAUACUGGGCGUAAAUUUAAUGAAAUUGAUAUAUUUUUAUAAUUAUUUCAAAGCGUAGCUACAAUAAUAAAUUGUAUAAAAAUAUUGUGAUUAUAUAUUACCUUAACAUGUAUAAGUAGAUUACAUUUUAAAAAAUCAGGUUCUAAUAAAUUUAUAAGUAGGUACUACCUACUUAUUUAAGAGUAUUUGUCAAGAAAGUUUUUGAUUAAAAAACAAUCAAGACAACUAGCAACAUCACUAAUUAUAUUGUCCUAGGAUUCUCCAAAUGCAUAUUCUUUAGGUUAAAAUAUAAGCUUUUAUACUUUGUUAUUGCGAUAACUCAAUUGUUAAUAAUAAUACAUAUUUCAAAUCCACAGAUCACAUACAGCGGAGACUAAGAAAUUUGUAUAAAAAUAAAUGUGAUUCUGAUAACCUAGCCUUACACUUGCCUUGAUAUUACAGGAAAUUUGUAAAAGACAACUAAAAUACUAUUACUGUUUUUAAUCUCAGUACAUUAUCAUUUUUCUACAUACAUUUAAUAUAAGAACAUAAAAUCUGUAUAUUAUCGGAGAUAAUUAGUUACUUAAUUACUGUACUGUAUUUUAUUAUAGCUACGGGGCCAGUAUGAAGGAUGCAUAAUAUGUUCAGUUACAAUAUCUAUCAAUAUAAAGUUUAAUUUAUACCACAAUGUAUAGAUUUAUGGUUUAAAUUAGAACCGAUUUUUAUGUCAUAUUUCUCAGAAAUGGCAACACAUGAGGGCUGCAAUGAGUAUCUCAUGACGCCAUGUUGUCAGUUAUGUUCUCGUAUAUAUAUAGAGGCGACUGUUGCCACU
Messenger RNA from Achroia grisella, 3294 nucleotides. RefSeq names its product fatty acyl-CoA reductase wat-like. The transcript is spliced from 11 exons. Gene Ontology annotation, molecular function: alcohol-forming very long-chain fatty acyl-CoA reductase (NADP+) activity. Gene Ontology annotation, cellular component: peroxisome. Lineage: Eukaryota; Metazoa; Arthropoda; Insecta; Lepidoptera; Pyralidae. Bases 167 to 1786 code for a protein of 539 amino acids. Gene Ontology annotation, biological process: long-chain fatty-acyl-CoA metabolic process. The record is from RefSeq and is a predicted model, not a curated record.